AUCUCUUGACCUCACGAUCUGCCCGCCUGGGCCUCCCAAAGUGCUGGAUUACAGGCGUGAGCCCCAGCGCCCGGCCGGGUGUGUGCAUUCUUAAUCGGACCAUUAACAAGCGCCCCAGCUUCUGCAGGAUAUCCACACCACCAAUUUCAGAGGCAACAAGAACUGACGUGGGUUUCAGUCUGCCUUUGUGGGGUUACAGCUCAUGCUUAUGGGUUCCAGCAUGCCUUUGAUCUGCCACUUUUUAUAUCCAUUUUUUUUCCUGACUACUUGCCCUCUGGACUUAAAGUUCCAGCAUCAGACACAAAGGUAACAGCCAUGCAUAGGUGGCCUAACCAGCUUCCACAAUUGUGUAAGAGAAAUCUCUUAGUGUUUUAGCUUUUCUAAUAAAAUUCUCACUGAUAAAAUAAACAACCCCCUCAAGCUUUGCCCCAAACUCUGUGUGUGUGUGUGUGUGUGUGUGUGUAGAGAGAGAGACAGCUUAAAAAUCUGCCUUCACAAAUACGAUCACUCUGAAAUCUCAGAAUAUCUAGACUCUAUUAAGUAUCAAACUUCAAGUCUCUUCUCAUUAAGAAAGAUGUGUGUGUGUGUAUGUGUGUGUACGUAUGUGUGUUUUGGAAGCAUAGGAAGUAAGUGGUGAAUAAAUAUAUACACACACAUACAUAUACAAUCACACAUACACACACAUAUAUAUCUUUCUUAACGAGAAGAGAUUUGAAGUUUGAUAAUAGAGUCUAGAUAUUCUGAAAUUUCAGAGUGAUUAUGUUUGUGAAGGCAGAUUUUUAAGCUCUCUUUUAAAUAAAGGUUAUUUCAAUAAUUAGAGAGGUUGAAUAAUUAGAAAUGGAAACUUUUUUUUUUCACAGGUUCUGUCUUCUAUCAAAAGGUGCUUUUCAUCGGGUAUGCUGGACCCCAGUAUUUCUAAUCACACCCUUUAUCUCCACUCUCUGUUACCCCAGGGACUGAGAAAGGGAACAAGGUGGCAGAGGAAUCAGACCUCUCUGGCAGACUUCAUCCUUGAGGGGCUCUUUGAUGACUCCCUUACCCACCUUUUCCUUUUCUCCUUGACCAUGGUGGUCUUCCUGAUUGCCGUGAGUGGCAACACCCUCACCAUUCUCCUCAUCUGCAUUGAUCCCCAGCUUCAUGCACCAAUGUAUUUCCUGCUCAGCCAGCUCUCCCUCAUGGAUCUGAUUCAUGUCUCCACAACCAUCCCUAAGAUGGCUACCAACUACCUAUCUGGCAAGAAGUCUAUCUCCUUUGUGGGCUGUGCAACCCAGCACUUCCUCUAUUUGUCUCUGGGUGGUGCCGAGUGUUUUCUCUUAGUUGUCAUGUCCUAUGACCGCUAUGUUGCCAUCUGUCAUCCACUGCGCUAUGCUGUGCUCAUGAGCAAGAGGGUGGGACUGAUGAUGGUUGUCACGUCAUGGUUGGGGGCAUCCGUGAACUCCCUAAUUCACACAGCGAUCUUGAUGCACUUCCCUUUCUGUGGGCCUCGGAAAGUCUACCACUUCUACUGUGAGUUCCCAGCUGUUGUGAAGCUGGUGUGUGGCGACAUCACUGUGUAUGAGCCCACAGUGUACAUCAGCAGCAUCCUCCUUCUUCUCCUCCCCAUCUUGCUGAUUUCUACAUCCUAUGUCUUCAUCCUUCGAAGUGUCAUUCAGAUGCGUUCAUCUGGGAGCAAGAGAAAUGCCUUUGCCACUUGUAGCUCCCACCUCAUGGUGGUUUCCCUUUGGUUCGGUGCCUGCAUCUUCUCCUACAUGAGACCCAGGUCCCAGCGCACGCCAUUGCAGGACAAAGUUGGUUCUGUGUUCUACAGCAUCGUUACCCCCACAUUGAAUCCUCUGAUUUAUACUCUCCGGAAUAAAGAUGUAGCUAAGGCUCUGAGAAGAGUGCUGAGGAGAGACGUUAUCACCCAAUGCAUUCAACGACUGCAAUUAUGGUUGCCCCGAGUGUAGAGUGGAAUAGGAUAAGCUCCUUAAAUUAAUUCAUGUAAACCUGUAAGGUUUUUCAGGGAGCUAGCUCCCUUAUGCUGUUUUACUACUAGAAGAAAAACACAUUUAACACACAAUUCCAAUAUUCCACCUCAGUGUCAGGUAUCCAAGCACUGUGGAGAACAUUUCGGUGGGUCUUUAGAGAAUUAGGGAAAACUUUUUAAAAAGUCCUUUUGAAAGAAGACAUAUAAAGGUCAGUGACACCCUGAAAAAAAGAAGGCAAGUUAAAGAUAUAAGGGCCCUUAUCUAUUAUUAUUUUUAUUAACAACAAAUAUAUAAAACAUGCCACCAGAGAAUAUUUAUGGAGCAUAAAAUGGGAAUGUGUUGCUUACUUUUGGAAACAUGGGAAGUAAAUGGUGAAUCAUGGCUGUUUGAAAGGGAGGAUGCAUGAUAUAAAAGUUAUAUUCUU
This is a messenger RNA of Cercocebus atys (sooty mangabey), 2391 nucleotides long. RefSeq names its product olfactory receptor 2AE1. Gene Ontology annotation, molecular function: olfactory receptor activity; G protein-coupled receptor activity. Gene Ontology annotation, biological process: G protein-coupled receptor signaling pathway. The record is from RefSeq and is a predicted model, not a curated record. Bases 897 to 1946 code for a protein of 349 amino acids. The transcript has a single exon. Lineage: Eukaryota; Metazoa; Chordata; Mammalia; Primates; Cercopithecidae. Gene Ontology annotation, cellular component: membrane.